AUGGAAAUUACUCAAAGUAACAGUGUGAUGCAUUCUUCCACAAACAGCAGUAGCAGUGAGAUAGUGUACGGUGCUACUGGAUCAAUUGGUUCGGCAGGUGAUGACACUCGCGUUAUGUCGGAAAAAGUGCAAGUGCUUGCUUCAUCAAUUUACAAAGAAUUCGAAACUAUGAUAGAAAAAAAUGGAGAAGACAGUGUCAAAAAUCUGAUGCCACUAGUUGUCAAUGUAUUGGAAAGUCUGGACCUUGCAUAUUUGGAAAAAGAAGAAUGCUCAGUUGAUUUGGAAAUGCUUAAAGAAGAUAAUGAGCAACUGAUGAUACAAUAUGAAAGAGAGAAACACCUUAGGAGAGCUCAAGAUCAGAAAUGUUUGGAAAUUGAAGAUUCACUGAUAGAACAAAAUCGAGAGCUUGAAAGUAAAAUUGAGUCUCUGGAGUCGAUAAUGAGAAUGUUGGAGUUAAAAGCGAAGAAUGCAUCUGAUCAUGCUUCAAGACUGGAAGAACGGGAAGCAGACCAGAAAGCUGAAUUUGACAAAUUACACGAUAGAUACAAUGUUUUGUUGAGAACACAUAUUGAUCAUAUGGAAAGAACAAAAUACCUAAUGGGAAGUGAAAAAUUCGAAAUGAUGCAAAGCAUGCCUUUACCUUCACAGCAGUUAAGAACAAAAAUGGGAAUGGCAGCUUCAGUAGAUGUAAACGCAAUUCGCGGCGUAUCUGAUUUGAUAAGUGCUCAUAUGUCACAGAGUACCACACUUGACGUCAAUCUUGCCAAUCAUAUUAGUAGCGAAUCUGAUUGGCAUGAUGAAUUCGGCCAAAAUGCUUCUGAUAUACUACAGUCACCUCGUGAUUCCUCAACCUUGGAAUCGCCGCGUGAAGUACCUCCAGUACUUCCUGAUAACACUUUUCAAUCUUCCACAUCUGUUCCAGUAGCAGUUGCAGUAACCAAUGAUGCUGUGGAUUCUCUUGGCGCAGAUCUAACAGGAAUGGGCCGUGAAGUGGAAAAUUUGAUCAAAGAAAAUACUGAAUUACUGGAGACGAAAAAUGCCCUUAAUAUUGUGAAGAAUGAUUUGAUUGCCCGUGUUGAUGAAUUGAGCAGUGAACAAGACAUAUUACGUGAAGAGAUUCGAAGUUUGGAAAUGGUAAGGUCGAAGAUGAAUGAACGGAUAAAAGAGUUGGAAUUGGAAGUCCGUGAGCUUAAAGAUAAGUUGGAAGUUCGAAAUGAAGAUGAUCAGGAGGAUCUACCAAUGGCACAACGGAAGCGUUUUACACGGCUUGAGAUGGCUCGUGUUCUGUUGGAGCGUAAUCAAUACAAGGAAAAAUUGAUGGAGCUCCAGGAAGCUAUGAAAUGGACUGAAAUGCAACGUGCUAAGCGUUUGAAUGCUCUGAAUACUAAAAAGAGUAGUGGAAUUUGGGAAUUUUUCUCUGGUUUAUUUAUGCACGAGCCACCACAUAGUUCAAAUCGUCGGAGAAGAAUAGGUGGUAAUGAGCGUGAUGCCCUUCGUCGUUCAAAUGCGAAAACAAUUGAUUUCAUGGAUGCAGAUUAUGCAUCCGAAAGAAGGGCUGCAGAAAAGCGACAGCAGUAUAAAAUUGUAAAGGAACAUAUGAAGCGUGAAAAAAACGGUGCAUAUGGAUGGUCUAUUCCAGAGGUUUUUGGUGAACGCAGUGAAAAUACUGUGGUACCAGUCCCAAUGUUCUGCAGACCACUCAUUGAUUUGGACCCUUCAUUGAGGAUCUGGUGUUCAUCGGGUGUUACGUUGCGAGGGGGUAGAACACCUGAUGGUGGAUAUAUUGUUGAAGAUUUAACGCAUCGUAGAACUCCAAAAGAAUCUAUGCCGCUUGAGAAGUCAGUAGAUAAAAUUGACUUCGCACAUAAGGAAACAACGACGAAUGAGCGUGAAGUGGAAAUGCUUACAUGGGAGAGUUCAAGUUUGUUAUGGGUAUGUAGUUCGAAUCAAGGACGUAGUCAUAUUGUUAUACUAGAUGCAAACAAUCCAAACAGUGUUAUUGAUGCGUUCCAGGCAUGUUCCGCACACAUUCUCUGUGUCUCGUCUGUACCAGGUGUUCAAGAGUUGGAUUAUCCUUCGGAAGAUAUGGACUGGAAAAAAUUUUGUCGUGGUGGCGGUUAUGUGAAAGGCUUGCCAUCAAAUAUCAACGAGCAGGAACAAUUCGGUGCCGUGGAGUGGGUGGAGUUGCGAAAACUUGAUUCGGGUGAAGACACUACGUUAACUUACUGUGGUCCUCAUCAGAAACCUUCUCCGCAACGAUCACGAGAUUUCAGUGUUUGUGAACAGAGUGCACCAAGUACUUCCGAGAGUAACCAAGGUCUAAACGAGGUAACUGAACUCGUCAAAUUGGAAAACGAAGUGAAAGAUGAGAACGAAACGAAGAAAGUUGAGGAUAAUGGCAUUGUGAAGAAAUAUAUACUUCUGGAAAAACUUAAAGAAGCAGCUGAUAUGGGCACUAUUGAUACUUUGGAACAAGCAGGAGAAGGCGGUUUUAGUGCACUUCCAGCUCAUAUUAAAAAUAAACUCAGCAAGUAUGAAGGUCUAUCAGACAACGUGACUUCUCUGCCAACGAUGUGGAUGGGAUCUCAGAAUGAGUAUAUAUUUAUUCAUUCGGCGGUAUCGAAAUGGCGUAAAUGUUUACGGCGUAUAAAGAUGUGUGACGCGGUCCUUUCCAUUGUACAUUACAAGGGAAGAGUAUUCGCCGCGCUGGCUAAUGGAUCUAUUGCUGUUUUUCAUCGGAAUGCAAAUGGUGGUUGGUCUGAAGCAGGUUACCAUUGUAUCACUGUCGGUCGUGCGACAAGUUCAGUAAGAUCACUUUCAGUGGUGGGCGAUCGUUUGUGGGCUGCUUAUCGCAACUGUAUCAUUGUCAUUGACCCAGAAGAUCUUACUGCGAAGAAAGUUUUUGCUGUGCAUCCAAUACGAAAUAGUCAAGUGCAUCAUAUGCAAUGGAUUGGUGAUGGCGUAUGGAUCUCUGUUCGAUUCGAUUCAACACUUCGACUUUACCAUGCCUAUAAUCAUGAACAUCUUCAAGAUAUUGACAUUGAACCCUAUGUCACAAAAAUGUUGGGCACUGUUACGCUGGAUUAUUCCUACAUGCCCACGACUGCGCUAUUGGCAAUCUCUCGACGUUUAUGGAUUGGCACAGGAAUGGGUGUUAUUAUUUCAGUACCCCUUUCUGGAACUAAUCAAAAUCGAGUUGAAACAAAAGUAGAGAUACAUUCACAUACUGAAGAUGUGCGAGGUCCAGGUGGAUUAAUUAGGGUUUAUGGUGAUGUGGCCUGCGAGACAACAUCGUCUGGUAGCUUUAUACCAUACUGUGAUAUGUCACAUGCCCAGCUCUCAUUUCAUGGACACAAGCAUCCAGUGAAAUUCUUGUUGGCUGUCCCUGGUGUCUCAUCGGGAACCCCUACGAAGUCGUUGGAUUAUGCUGGCAAGUUAGAUAAAUUGGCUUCCCUGAAAAUGCUUGUUAUUUCUGGUGGUGAUGGUUAUAUCGAUUUUAGAAUAGGAGAAGAAGAUGCUAUAGACGUGACAGAUGCAGUACGAACUCGAGAUUUGUCUCACCUGAUUGUUUGGGAAAUACCUACUAAACCGCUUUUUUAA
Messenger RNA from Brugia malayi, 3600 nucleotides. RefSeq names its product JNK-associated leucine-zipper protein, putative (gene Bma-unc-16). The transcript has 28 exons. Bases 1 to 3600 code for a protein of 1199 amino acids. The record is from RefSeq and is a predicted model, not a curated record. Gene Ontology annotation, cellular component: cytoplasm. Gene Ontology annotation, biological process: vesicle-mediated transport. Gene Ontology annotation, molecular function: MAP kinase scaffold activity; kinesin binding; signaling receptor complex adaptor activity. Lineage: Eukaryota; Metazoa; Nematoda; Chromadorea; Rhabditida; Onchocercidae.